AUGCAUGUCGAAUCUAUCCCCAUGUGGGAGGGCAGUGGUAACAACUACGCAUAUCUUGUGACUGACGAGAAGAGCAAAGAUGCCGUGAUUAUUGAUCCUGCCAAUCCAUCAGAAGUCUUGCCCUCGUUGAAGAAGGCAGUGGACAGUGGCAUCAAGAUCACGAACAUCAUCAACACUCAUCAUCAUCACGAUCAUGCUGGCGGCAAUUCUAAGAUUCUUGAGGCGUACCGUGUCCCAAUCAUUGGUGGCAAGGACUGCGAUAAAGUGACAAAGACGCCGGAGCAUGGCUCGACCUUCACAAUUGGCGACAACAUCAAGGUCAAAGCGCUACAUACGCCAUGCCAUACCCAAGACAGCAUCUGCUUUCUGUUUGAGGAUGGGAACGACAAGGCCGUCUUCACAGGCGAUACCCUGUUCAUUGGAGGAUGUGGUCGAUUCUUCGAAGGUACACCGGAAGAGAUGGAUAAGGCGUUGAACCAGACGCUUGCUGGCCUACCUGACGACACCAAGGUCUACCCCGGGCACGAGUACACCAAAGGUAAUGUCAAGUUUGCCGUGACAGUUGCGCAGAGCGAGCCGAUCAAGAAGCUCGAGGCAUUCGCCGGUUCGAACAAGCAGACGCAGGGGAAGUUCACCAUUGGUGACGAGAAGCAACACAAUGUUUUCAUGAGACUAGAUGAUCCUACUGUGCAGAAGUACACUGGCAAGACAGACAGGGUAGAUGUCAUGGCUGCUCUACGCGAGGCGAAGAACUCGAUGUAA
Messenger RNA from Recurvomyces mirabilis, 762 nucleotides. It is a transcript of the gene GLO2, whose product is annotated as Cytoplasmic glyoxalase II. NCBI's taxonomy places the organism in Eukaryota, Fungi, Ascomycota, Dothideomycetes, Mycosphaerellales, Teratosphaeriaceae. The transcript has 9 exons. The record is from RefSeq and is a predicted model, not a curated record. Gene Ontology annotation, molecular function: hydroxyacylglutathione hydrolase activity. Bases 1 to 762 code for a protein of 253 amino acids.